Drosophila bipectinata is the source of this 1886-nucleotide messenger RNA. RefSeq names its product Kinetochore and EB1 associated basic protein (gene Kebab). Lineage: Eukaryota; Metazoa; Arthropoda; Insecta; Diptera; Drosophilidae. The record is from RefSeq and is a predicted model, not a curated record.
UCUACUUUAGAUCACAACAAAAAGUGGGACGCUUGCUUUUAAAUUUGUUUACUAAUAAAGUGAUUUUAACUGAAAUAGUUAAAAGAAAAUGGCUAGAAUGCCAGAAAUUCAAAGGACCCCUUUGGGUGAAAAGGGCAAUUAUCUAGAAGUUCCAGGCGAUAGAAGAGAAUUCAUAACUCCAACUAAAAUCCAGGACAUUCUAGAUCCUUUUAAGACACCAGAAAUACGUCUCGAGCGUCCUAAAGAGCUGCUGGAACGAUUGAAGUUAUCCGGCUCGGCCUCCCGGGUGUGCAAAAACGUACCGUGCUCCAUCACAAUCUGCACUGAACCACGUCCUCUGCGCUCGAGGGAACUCCUCGAGCAAAUGGGUCUGCCGGUUACCACCCACCGCCGUUCCGUUUCAGCCUCGAAAACAGGCCGUGAAACCCCCCGGAAAACUCCAAACAAAGCAAGUUGCAUUACAACGAGUACUCUGUUGGUGCCAUCAAUUGGAUUCUCCUAUCCAAAGGCAACGCCACCAGCCUCCUCGAAGCGACGGUUGGCAUUCCAGAACGAGUUGGAUAAGGAUUCGUUACGGCGAAAGCUUGAGAGGAUUACAGCGCGUCUGAAAGAACUGAAAGUAAAGGGCUGGCAGGCAAAUGCUGAAAACCGGUUGCGUCGGCUCACUAUUUCGGAUCUUCUGAGCCUGCUGCGUUUCCUACUGCCCACGACAGGGGUUAAGCUGCCAAAGCACCUGAACACGGAUUCCUAUGUGGUGCCUCUGAUGGAAGCACUACAACUCCUGGGAUAUCCCAAAAAGGUCAAUCCAUCUUGGCUCCGCAUGCCGGAUGGUCAUGUGCUGGAAAUUCUUGAUUUUCUGUUGGAUUUCGUCGAUAAUAGAGAGGAAGGCAGCCGCUGUGUGUUUCCCAUUGUCGAAGAGAAGCAAGCCUUCGACCAGGUAGCCAUGGCUUUCGGAUUAAACUCGGAGCAAUUGGAGCAAAGACGGCAAGAAUUGCUAGCCAAAGGGUUGGCCACGCCAACUGAUUUGUUGGAUCUGCAACAGAGAGUAGAAAAUCUCAAACUAGAAAUACAGAACUUUAAUUUGGAUGCAGAAUUAAAUGCACUGAAAACUGAAGAGCAAAGCCUGGAGACGGAUCUAAUCAACUGUCGUCAGGAAAUCGUUCUGGUUAACUCCAAAAUGGUAGACCAUGAGAAAAAGAUUGCCGAGAUUGCAUCUAAGAACCACAUAUUGCAGCAGAAACUAACAAAGUUGCAGAAUCAAGUAGAACAUCAAAUCUAUACUCCUCAGGCCUACACAAGACUACUGGAUUUGCGCGAAGAGCGCUCCCAAGAACUGCAAAUCAAUCUUUUAAGAAUUCAGGAAUUUUCCGAGCGCCUUAAGUUGGCUCAUUUAAAACUCAAACGCUGCAGAAAGGAACUGGUGGAAACUAUCGAAGCCUUUAACGUUCAGAUACGUGAUUUCGAGUUUUCAUUGAUUUUCAAAAACCACCAGGAUAUAUCCCUGCAAUUACCUUUAAAUCCCACACUACAGGAUAUCCGAGAGAGAGUUAAACUACUGCAGCAACGAAAAAGCCUACUGGAAUCGUCGGCAGUUAAAUGAAUCCACAAACCCCUGGGAAAGCCACGCAUCUCAUUGAAUCUCAUAGAGUUAAUUUAAGCAAAUAUUUGCCUGUAACGUAAGUUGUACACUGAGCCCACCAAUUAAGCCGCCGGCUCUGUCAUUUCUCUUGAGUUUUGCAAAUUUAUUCAAUUAAAUUUAUCAAGUGGAAGUCUCUACAAGGACCUGGCUUAAAGUUUAUGUAAUUGACAUUUGAAUGAAUCAUUUAUUACACUAAGCUAGGGGAUGUCACCUGAAUUGAGUACAAGACCAUAUAACCCACAUGUGU